This is a messenger RNA of Helianthus annuus (common sunflower), 2214 nucleotides long. Its product is annotated as myb-like protein X. The record is from RefSeq and is a predicted model, not a curated record. NCBI's taxonomy places the organism in Eukaryota, Viridiplantae, Streptophyta, Magnoliopsida, Asterales, Asteraceae. Bases 1 to 2214 code for a protein of 737 amino acids. The transcript has 5 exons.
AUGCUGGUUAAUGAACCAGAGGAAGAGGAAGAUGAAGCAUUAGCUGAUGCUGAAAGGGAACAAGACCCAGUAUCUCUUGAGACUGAACAAAUAUUGAAAAAUAUUGAUUAUGGUUCAGAAACCGAGAAAGCAGCUGGUGAAGAAGGUACUGAUGAAGAAGAAAGCUCAUCUGAUUCAGAGAUUGAUGAAACUGACCGUUGGAGAAAAGUAAUGUCUGAUAUAAAAAAUCAAGAAAAACAGAAAAAGAGAAAAAGAAGUGGAGAUGACAAUGAUGAUUUGUACAUUCCAUCACUGGAACAUGUUCAAGAAGUUCAAACACCGCCUUCUGAAGAUAGGAAGAAAUCUAAUGCAAGGAAACAUUUUCCACAAGUUCUGGAGAAUAUUGGUCUUGAAGAAAUUGGAGAUUUCAGUUUUGUGAAUGACGAGCUUGUGAAGAAGUUAGAAAAGAAAGUAGAAGAUGUGUUAGCUGAUAAGAAAAAGCUGGAAAAGCCUGAUCAAGCUGACAUUGAUAUUCUUAAAGUACGAAUUGCUGAGUUAGAAGAAGAAAAAGCUCGGAGAGAUGAACAAAAUGAAUACUUCAAGCUGAAAAACAAAGAAUUGGAGGCUAACAACAUAAAGAAAGAGCAUGAGAUGUAUAUGAUGAAUAAAGUAUUGGAGAAUUUGAUCGGGAAGCCUGUUGAACAAAUAUUUGAAGAGAUCGAGGUUGAAGAAGUUAGGGCACGUCGUAAAGCUGCGAUUGAAGCUAAAAUGAAAAACAAAGGCAAAGGUGUUCCGAUUGAAGGUGCUGUUGAAGUAAGUGAAAGGGAAAUUGUGGUGUCUGAACCAAUAAUAGAUCCUGAAAAGUCUAUUCUUAAUGAUGAUGAUGAUGGAAAUGAUGACGACGAUCAAGGUUCUACAGGAAUCAAAGUUACUGAAGCGUCUACUGAAGAAAAUGUUGAUGAUUAUCUUUAUGAUGAUGCUAAUGAAGAACCUGAGAAUGCUGGAAGUGAGGAGGAGCAUAGUGAUGCUGAGAAAGCUGAUGAAAGUGAUGAUCAUUGUUCAAGAUUAAUUCUUCGUCUUGAACACAACGUAGAGGAAGGAGAAUACUUGCAUACUUACAACUUAGUAGAGAUCAUAAAGUUGACUCAUGUUGAUGAAAAUGAAUUCAAAGUUGAAGUUGAAGAUUGUAGUAACGAAGAACAAUCUGAUGUGAAUGUUGAUACGUCUAACUUUCCGACGCUUGCUGAGUUCUUCAGUCAAGCUAAUGAAGAUGAGUUACAAAGAAAGGUCGCGAAAAGUAUAAAGAAUAAAAGUUUUGAUGAAAUGUCAAAGGAAGAAAGACGAAAAGAACGCAAAAACUGGUUUAAGAAAGAUAUUGAGAGAAAGUUCAAGAGACCGCUGAAGUUUUACAAGAAAGACAUAGAAGUUUCACUUGGAGAUAUAAUCAGCUGGGGGUAUCUGCCGCAGGUGAAUGCGUAUGCGAUCAGAAGAGAGUAUGGAGUUCAGUAUUUUGCUUACAUUCAAGACAUCAUGUAUUUACCAUGGUGGGACGUAGAAGAACUUCCCAAGGUUAGAACAUUAACGUAUCCUAUCAGGGAACGUGAUAUGCCUACCUGGGGUUUGAUGAAGUUCGAAGCGUUUAAAGAUUUUAAAGACUGGAAGCCACAUUACCCGAAGAAAGUGAAGCAGGUGGAUCCAGUCACAGGCAUAGAAGAAACGAUCUUGAAGAUAAAGAAGCCCAGGGUGAUAAAGAAUAUUCCGUUGCCGAAAAUGGAACAGGGUUUUUACGAAGGGUUCUUAUGUUGGGUAUACAGUUGCAUGUCAACGGAAGCUGUGAUCACAUACAGAGUGGAGAAUGAAGUUAGAUAUAUUCACUUGUAUGAUCCGAUGUGGAUUGUCAACUGCUCUGCAAAAGACAUUGAGUGCUUAUUUGUUAACAAGAUCGGAUACAAAGCUGAAGACAAAGACCAAGCAUUGCAGUUUCAGAAAGUGGCAACAAUAUGUUUUCAGAAAGGGAUCAAUUCUGAAAAUGCUUGGAUGUCUAAGUGGAGAAAGAUUGAGAAAGAAGAGGCUCUGAAAGCUGAGAAAGGAAGGAAGGAACGUGAAGGGCUUAGAGGUAAAUGGAUGAAGAUGCAAGCUGAAGAAAAGCUUAAAGCUACUAAAGAGAAUGAAAAACUGAAGAGUUUGUUGAAGAGAAAGCCAAAGCAGAGGGAGGAAAAGUUCAAGUCCCUGUGA